Messenger RNA from Daucus carota subsp. sativus, 1838 nucleotides. RefSeq names its product probable vacuolar amino acid transporter YPQ2. The record is from RefSeq and is a predicted model, not a curated record. The transcript has 14 exons. The coding region runs from base 152 to 1378 and encodes 408 amino acids. Gene Ontology annotation, cellular component: membrane. NCBI's taxonomy places the organism in Eukaryota, Viridiplantae, Streptophyta, Magnoliopsida, Apiales, Apiaceae.
CUUGCCAAGUUGCCAUCCAUGCCCUUACAGUGUGUGUGUGUAUAUAUAUACCCGCACAAACCACCAGCAAACAAGGCGGUGCGAGACGCAGGGACAUUAGUACCGCAGUUUCAACGCCACCGCUUCUCCACUUAUCAUUUCUGUUGAAGCAAUGGAAGGUUUUAACAAUUCGGUGUCGAUGUGCCCUGUAGACCAACACUGUUCUCAAUGGGCGGAAGAAAACAUGAGCUAUUGCCUGUGCAGCACCACAGAUUUGAUCUCGUUGACAUUGGGUGUGAUUAGUGUUCUUAGCUGGGGGGUUGCUGAGGUACCUCAGCUUAUCACUAAUUACAAGGAGAAAUCGGUGGAGGGUCUUUCUCUCAUGUUCAUAACGACUUGGAUACUCGGAGAUUUGCUUAAUCUGAUUGGAUGCAAGCUAGAACCAGCAACACUUCCAACCCAAUACUACAUGGCAUUGUUAUAUACAGUGACAACCUUGUCUCUUGCUACACAGACCAUAUACUAUGGUCACAUUUAUCCGCGUCUGAAAGCCAAUAAACGACACUGCAAGAUUGAUAAUGUAGAGAAGCGCAGACCACAUAGUAAUGAUAUUGACAAAAAACAAGCUGAUAGUCCUCGUGGGUUGGAAAUUAGAAGCCAGUUGCUAGCAUGUGGAGUUGCUCCAAGUAUACCAAUCCCUCUUCUAUCCAACGAUCGUGGUUCUGUUGGGGGAGAGUUUUACUACACGUCAGCAAGAUCCCUAUCACGAAGUCAUACUCCAACAUGUGGAUUUUAUAUGCCAAAAAGGAGUAGUUCUGGCUAUGAAUGUAUCCCUGCUGAAGAGUCCUUAUUUGGGGAGCAUGAGUCAACUCAGUCUACACCUCCUUCAAAGACUAAAUCCUUGAUGUGUGCUGUUUCUACUCUGACAUUCUUUCUAAGCAUUUCUAAUCUACGGCAUGUCGAUAGCAAUGCUGCUGUUAUGCAAAAUCAAGGAUAUGUGGUGCAUAUGGGUAGAAAGCUAUUACAGGUAAAUGAAAGCUUAUUGAUAGAGUACGGAAGCAGUGGGGCUGCUGAUAUUGGCAGCUAUCUUGGCUGGGGAAUGGCAAUUAUAUACAUGGGUGGACGUCUUCCUCAAAUUUUUUUGAAUUUCAGAAGAGGCCAUGUUGAGGGGCUUAACCCACUUAUGUUCAUAUUUGCUCUCGUUGGGAAUAUCACAUAUGUUGGAAGUAUACUUGUGAGCAGCUUGGAUUGGGCAAAACUAAGGCCAAACCUGCCAUGGCUGGUGGAUGCUGGAGGUUGCGUGUUUCUUGAUACUCUUAUACUAGUUCAAUUUAUUUAUUUUUGGUAUCAUCCACCACAAAGUCACGAGAGUAAGGAUGAAAGCUCCAACAUUACUUAGAUGAAGACAGACUACCUGGCAGCCAAAGGUCAUGCAUCUGGCAAGAAGCUGCAACUUCAAAUCUUCUGUGAGAGCUGCUCGCGGUAGUCAUCUUAGCUGCUCCUUGCCACCUGAUAAGCUCUUGCACACAAAUUAAGAUUUGACCUGGACGUGGUUUACGGGGGCCUUGCUUAAGAUGAAUUGAGACAUCUGUUUCAUCUUAUUUUGUCAAAUGGAUAUCAAUUUUGUAUUAUAUUUUUCCCAUCCGCUUACAUGUUCUUUAAAAUUGAGAAUCUUUUAACAUCUCUACAAAAUUUUCUGUCGAUAAUGUCCUGUCCUUCACCUAUACUUGAAAAUCAUCUCAAAUUCAGUGGUUGAUUCAUUACUCUUUGUGAGCCAUGCAACUGGAGCAUAAAAGAUUUGUUGAGUGCAAAUUGGCAAGUUUUAUAAAGGAGUACAUUUGUUAUCUUUAACUGCAAAA